Haliotis rubra (blacklip abalone) is the source of this 1802-nucleotide messenger RNA. Its product is annotated as protein lap1-like. Gene Ontology annotation, molecular function: protein binding. NCBI's taxonomy places the organism in Eukaryota, Metazoa, Mollusca, Gastropoda, Lepetellida, Haliotidae. The record is from RefSeq and is a predicted model, not a curated record. The transcript is spliced from 2 exons. Bases 103 to 1668 code for a protein of 521 amino acids.
UAUAUCUCGUCGACAAAAGACUUGACGACACAUACUGUCUUUGGGGAUUGGUGAAUAUAUGACCUUAUGUCUGAUCUUAGCGUUUCCAACUAGAGACGAUGGAUGCUGAAUCUGUUCAUCCUCCUGGUGCUGAUCCUGGGGUCCGCGACUGGGCUCAUCAUGCCGGGGCCGUGUCCUGUCCCUAACCCCUGUUUCUGUGGCACAGUCAUCCAUUGUGACAGCCGCUUUCUCACCCUUCUCCCCACCUUUACCUCAUCACCACGACACUUCGCCAUAUUCGAUCUGUCCUACAACCACCUCGACUACAUCCCAGCACGAGCCUUCGUAGGAGUCAACAUGACAACUCUAGACCUCACAGGCAACCCUCUUAUUCUCAACAUGGAUGAAGAUGCAUUCUUGGGACAGGAAGACAUCCUGCAGCAGUUGAUAGUGGCGCACACAUCAAUUACGUCACUUCCGUCCUCGCUGGGAAAACUCAGACGACUGACGAGGCUUAAUGCAGGAAAUACUUAUAUUGCGACAAUUGAUAGUUCAUUGUUUGCUGCCAUUGGGUAUCCCCUACAAUAUUUGGACCUCCAUAACUCUAAGCUUACACAGUGGCCAAAUGCUGUCAAUAAGCUGAGAUACCUGAAGUCCGUGGACUUGUCCGGUAACCUGAUCAAUACAGUUCCGAAGGAAGCUCUUGAUGUAUUCGCAACAUCACUUGAAGUGCUGGGUCUGAAUGGCUGUGGCCUAACUACGUUCCCGGAUGCAAUAGGGAAACUUUCCAGUCUCCGUGAGCUGUAUCUCGGCGACAACCACCUAGGUGGCGUCACACACGCCAUUUUCUACUACAGAAUCAGACAGACACUUCAGAUCCUAAACCUCUCAAACACCGACCUGACUGACAUUCCAGAUGAACUCAAACACACCCGUGCCCUUACUACCCUCUAUCUCAGCAACAACCCGAUCAUCGCACCCAACUCCACCGGCGUCUUCUCCGGCAUCGGCCACACCCUUACAAAUCUCUUCUUCGACCAUUGCAAACUCCACACCAUCCCACCGGCGUUAGCACGACUGACUAAUCUUAAACUGCUGAAUCUGACUUCCAAUAACCUAGAAAUCCUUGAAAACUACGCCUUCAGUCAUUUACCAUCGGUCGAGACCCUUGUCCUCAACAACAACCCCAUUAUCAACAUUAAACACGCGGCCUUUAACGGAAUGGCCAGCUUACAACGCCUAUACGUCUCCAACUGUGGUCUCCGCUUCUUCCCCGGUGCAUCUUUGCUGGGUCUCCCAUCCUUGUACAACGUGGAUCUCUCCAACAAUAACAUCACCAUCUUGGAGGAGACCAGCGUCCCUGUUCUCAAGGAUCUCAAGCGACUGUCUCUCUCGGGCAACAAGUUCACCAACAUGUCUCUUGUCUCCUUCACUGGCCUCACGACCCUCGACAUGCUCUACCUCAACGACUGCGGCUUCACCACGGUGCCCAAGGCUAUAGAAUACACCCCCAACGUCCGCUACGUGGAGCUCUACAAGAACUCCAUUCCGUGCGACUGCAGCCUCAAGUGGAUCUGGAGCUGGAAACUGGCCCAUGGGCUGAUACCACAUAUCCAGGGACUAUGCCAGGGAACCAAGUCAGACGAUCUAGACAUGUUCAUACGCUACCAGCUGAAACUGUGUCCUUAACACUGGGCUCUCGUAUAUCUACGUUGUUUGAUAUUGAUUUCUUGUUUGUUCUGACCCAUUGGCCAAUAUCAACCUGCUACAUAUAUACAAAUACUGUACAUAUGACAAUAAAUCGAAUAUAACUCACGGUUUUC